Miscanthus lutarioriparius is the source of this 1095-nucleotide messenger RNA. The record is from the annotation of a GenBank genome assembly. Lineage: Eukaryota; Viridiplantae; Streptophyta; Magnoliopsida; Poales; Poaceae.
AUGCUGCCGGCGGUGAGCGUGUCGUCAGGCUCGGUCUCGGUGUCGUCGGCGCGGAGCAUCCCGGAGCUGUACGAGGAGAGGGGAGCCAGCACCGAGUUCGGGUUCCGGGAGCUCCGGACCGCUACCAGCGACUUCAGCCGCCUGCUCAAGGUCGGCGAGGGCGGCUUCGGGAGCGUUUACAAGGGCGUCGUUCGGCUACCUGGCGGGCCCGCCGGCGGCACGGUGGUUGCCAUCAAGAAACUCAAUCCCAAUGGUCAUCAGCUCAUUGGGUACUGCGCUGCUCGAAGCGAGCGAGGUCCUCAGAGGCUACUGGUCUAUGAGUUCAUGACGAACAAGACCCUGGACGAUCAUCUAUUCAAUAAAGCAUACCCCGUCCUUCCAUGGAACAUCAGGUUGGAGAUAACACUGGAUGCCGCUGAGGGAUUGCUGUACCUCCAUGAGGGAUUAGAAGUUCAGGUCAUAUAUCCCGAUUUCAAAGCUUCAAAUGUCCUGCUGGACGAAGAGUUUAGAGCAAAACUUUCAGAUUUCGGACUGGCAAGGGAAGGGCCAUCAGCUGGUGAUACCCACGUCUCUACAGCAGUGUUAUGGGGGACCUCGGGCUAUGCAGCUCCAGAUUAUGUUGAGACAGGCCAUCUCACUACAAAGAGUGAUGUGUGGAGCUUUGGAGUAGUUCUAUAUGAGAUCCUCACUGGACGACGCUCAAUGGAGAGGAACCGUCCCAAGAACGAGCAGAAACUUCUGGAAUGGAUUAUAGAUAAAAGGCAUGAGGGCCACUACUCUAAGCAGGGCGCUAGAAAAAUUGCCAAGUUGGCCAACAGCUGCCUUGCAAAGCAGAGAAGGGAUCGUCCAACAAUGAGAGAAGUGGUCGAGAGCCUGAAGCAAGCAAUGCAGCACAAGGAGUUAGAUGGGAAAACAGGGAGUUUGGGUGAGACUUCACCACCAGAGGAAGUAUCUGGAAAACCAACCCCAGAGGAUGUUGCCGUGGCAUCUGCAAGGCGGAGGAUGCUUCAUCUGGCUGCCCUAGGUGAGAAUGCAAACAGCAUUGUGAGGAGAUUUAUGCUCAUGAGGACUGCGGCUACUCCAACUCCUACAUAA